AUGCCACACAAACGACAGCUCAAAUCCAAGAGGGAAGAGAUGCGCAGAUCGUCCGCAGACGACGGUCCUGUCUACUUUUGGAAACCGGAACAGGAAAACGGGUUCCUUGGCCAGUGGUACGAAUCUAAAUUCACUGUCACUCAGCCGGGCGACGAAGACGAUGCUAAGAAUGUCGAGAUUACGUAUAUGAAUUGUGAACACUACAUGAUGCACCGCAAGGGCGUACUCUUCGCCCCAGACGAUAGCAUCACUCAGGAAAUCGCCUCCGUUGAUAAGCCCGUCCCGCACCCCAGCACCCUCCGGAGUCUUGGUCGCAAAGUCCCCAACUUCGAUGAAAAGCUCUGGAACAAGGAGCGCUUACGAAUCGUGGUGGAAGGGAAUUAUUUGAAAUUCACCCAAAAUGAGGACCUAAAGGCCCAAUUGCUAGCAACGGGUGAUAGAGAACUUAUUGAAGCCAGUCCCCGCGAUAGGAUAUGGGGAGUGGGAUUCGGGGCCAAAAAUGCAGGUGCCAUGCGACAUCGAUGGGGACUGAAUCUACUGGGAAAAGCCCUUAUGGAGGUGCGAGAGAGGAUUCGAAGUGAACAGCAAAAGACACCGGUGGAUUCGGAUGGUAUUGAGGGCUCGAAAGCGAAGAGAAUGAAAGUAUGA
This is a messenger RNA of Coccidioides posadasii C735 delta SOWgp, 648 nucleotides long. RefSeq lists its product as uncharacterized. Lineage: Eukaryota; Fungi; Ascomycota; Eurotiomycetes; Onygenales; Onygenaceae. The record is from RefSeq and is a predicted model, not a curated record.